Molecule: messenger RNA, 2143 nt
Organism: Crotalus tigris (Tiger rattlesnake)
Lineage: Eukaryota; Metazoa; Chordata; Lepidosauria; Squamata; Viperidae
Gene: DCAF12
Product: DDB1 and CUL4 associated factor 12
Exons: 9
Coding region: 237-1589 (450 amino acids)
Cellular component (GO): Cul4-RING E3 ubiquitin ligase complex
Molecular function (GO): protein binding
Source: RefSeq, a predicted model, not a curated record
UCCAGCCGUAAAGCGCGACGCCGUCGACUCGCUCUGCUGGCCUCCCGCCGCGGGCGGGCGCGAAAUGUCGUGAGCCGCAUCCGGCCGGUCGACGGCGCGGGAGCGACCGCGGGCGGGUGGCGACCGGCGGCCUCCCAUGCUCCGUCGGUGGCGGCGGCGGCGGGUGUCCCUGUCCUUCCCCUCCCCCUUCAUGCGGGGUCCGGGCCGGGGCCGCGCCCGAGUCGCCCCCGCCCGUUAUGGCCAGGAAGACAGUUAGCAGGAAGAGGAGAGCGGCCGCCCCCGCGUCGGGGCCCGGCGGAGAGCAGUACGGCUGGGAUCACUCGGUCCAUAAAAGGAAGAGACUUCCGCCGGUGAAGAGGUCCUUGGUGUGCUACCUGAAAGGACGAGAGGUGCGGCUUUCCAACGAGUCCAGCUACCAUCGCUUGUUGCACGCGUACGCCGCUCAGCAGCUGCCCGGUUUGCUGAAGGAAAGAGAAUUUCAGCUGGGAACGCUUAAUAAGGUCUUUGCGUCGCAGUGGUUGAACCACCGGCAAGUGGUGUGCGGGACAAAAUGCAAUACGUUGUUCGUGGUGGACGUCCAAACUGGGCAGAUCACCAAGAUUCCCAUCCUGAAGGAUCGAGAACCCCACAUAGUCAACCAGCAGGGCUGUGGUAUUCAUGCCAUCGAACUCAACCCUUCCAGGACCCUCUUGGCCACCGGAGGGGACAACCCAAACAGCCUCGCCAUUUAUCGUCUGCCUACCCUUGAUCCCGUCUGUGUGGGAGACGAUGGGCACAAAGAUUGGAUAUUUUCUAUUGCAUGGAUCAGUGACACGAUGGCUGUUUCGGGUUCCCGAGAUGGUUCAAUGGGCCUCUGGGAAGUGACGGAUGAAGUCUUGGCCAGGAGCGACGCACGGCGCAACCUGUCGCAAGUCCCCAUCUACGCACACAUCACCCACAGGGCUCUGAAGGACAUUCCCAAGGAGAACACCAACCCAGCCAACUGCAAGGUCCGGGCGCUGGCUUUCAACCACAAGAACAAGGAAUUGGGAGCUGUUUCUCUGGAUGGGUAUUUCCACCUCUGGAAAGCGGAACACAUGCUGUCAAAGCUACUCUCAACCAAGUUACCCUACUGCCGGGAAAACGUGUGUCUGGCCUAUGGUCAGGAGUGGUCGGUGUACGCCGUUGGCUCUCAGGCCCACGUCUCUCUCCUGGACCCCCGACAGCCUUCCCACAAAGUUAAGUCUGUCUGUUCCAGAGAGCGAGGAAGCGGCAUUCGCUCAGUGAGCUUCUACGAGCACAUCAUCACGGUGGGGACUGGACAGGGCUCCUUGCUGUUUUACGACAUCCGAGCCCAGAGGUUCUUGGACGAGAAGCCAUCACACAAUUACUACGGAUCAAAAUUGGCAGGAAAUGAAAUUCUCAAACUCUCCACUGGCAAAGGUUGGCUGAAUCAUGACGAAACCUGGAGGAAUUACUUUUCAGACAUCAGCUUCUUCCCCAACGCCGUUUACACACACUGCUAUGACUCGUCGGGCACGAAGCUUUUCGUGGCAGGAGGCCCACUUCCUUCCGGACUCCAUGGGAACUACGCCGGCCUCUGGAGCUAAUGACGCUUUCCGAAAAAGCUUCUCGAGCGUGACUUUGUUUUUUUUUUUUUUUUUUCUUCUCCUUACCCUCACCCUUGUUUUCUUUCCUUUUUUAAAAAACAAAAGGAUUUGUGUGUGGUGACAUUCCCGUCUUCUGGUUUUGAUGCCACUUGGGGUUUAAUCUUUUUUUUUUUAAGGAGGGGAAACCGUCGAUCCUGUUGGUCUCCCAGCGGUUUUUUGUACGUUUUUAAAAUGUUUUUUUUUUGUUGUUGUUGUUGACCUGCUUUGAUCUUUCUACAGUAGACUGGGGGUUGGCACCCUUUUUAUUGCGUUUCCUAAAAAUGGCGGAGUCAUUGCCCCUCCCUCCCCGAGCUCAGACUGAUCAACCAACCAUAGGUCUCAUUUUUCUUCUCUUACUUCGCUGUGAGGUAGGAAUCCUCAAUUAGAUCGGCUGCUGCCGAGCUUUCUAUGAAAGCCCAGGGGCUGUGUGUGUGUGCGCGCGUGUGUUUGUGUAUACAUGUAUGUGCAGGUAUUUUGUCAGUCACAUUUCCUGGAAUAAAAACAAUCUAAUUAAA